Dibothriocephalus latus is the source of this 450-nucleotide messenger RNA. NCBI's taxonomy places the organism in Eukaryota, Metazoa, Platyhelminthes, Cestoda, Diphyllobothriidea, Diphyllobothriidae. The record is from the annotation of a GenBank genome assembly.
AUGCCUGCUCUAGCCGGCCUCAGUGAUGUCACGGACGGUGGGUUACCCAGGAGAGAAGGGUUACCCGUUAGCCUAGCUGCUGGCUACCUGGUGAAAUUGGAGGUCUUGGGUAGGGGUAUCCCCGAACCCAGGUCGGUCCUCUACGCUCCUCGAUCGAAGAAAGAUGUGGAAGAGGCUCGGGCUGGCAACCUGACACUGACGAAAACCGAAUCACCCGGCGGGGACUUCUUGGCGCUGGGCUAUGUGGACGAGGGCGCCUACUCCUUUUCACAUGGUGUAAGCAUCGGACUAGGGUUCCUCAGCCUUGCGGCAGUUGCCUCCGUUAACUCUGCCCGAACGAUGAGUUCACAGUCCUUGCACGAACCCUUACCCGAGCGCUUCAAUGUGAUCCUCUUCAAGAAUGCACGGUCAAGCCUUCUACAGUGUGCCAAGCUUUCCCUUGUCAUUUAA